Pogoniulus pusillus (Red-fronted tinkerbird) is the source of this 1259-nucleotide messenger RNA. It is a transcript of the gene PPIC, whose product is annotated as peptidylprolyl isomerase C. NCBI's taxonomy places the organism in Eukaryota, Metazoa, Chordata, Aves, Piciformes, Lybiidae. Gene Ontology annotation, molecular function: peptidyl-prolyl cis-trans isomerase activity. Bases 271 to 846 code for a protein of 191 amino acids. The transcript is spliced from 5 exons. The record is from RefSeq and is a predicted model, not a curated record. Gene Ontology annotation, biological process: protein peptidyl-prolyl isomerization; protein folding.
UCCUGUCUUCGUUGGUUGAACUGGGACUUUGUCUUAGGCAUAUGUGGUAAUUAGAGAUGGCGCUGCCCAAGAGUCGUACCUAUGGGCAGCGGGAUGGGACUGCACCUAGUUAUCACACCAGACUUCUCAAUAUACUUUCGCUGGGGCAGGAGGUGGGAUGCCAAGUCCUGAUUUGGAUAACGCAGAGUUUAGAUUUUUCUGGCUCUGAAGUUGUCUGUCAACCUAUACUCAAGAGCAAGUGUGGUGGCGUUGACGAAGAAUGCCUACAGCAUGACAGAGCAGAGGGCAGAGCUACUUCCCCUGGCAUGGCUUCCUAAGUCACAGGUGUUCUUUGAUGUGAAGAUUGGAGACAAAGAUGUUGGCAGAAUUGUAAUUGGGUUGUUUGGAAAAGUUGUCCCAAAGACUGUGGAGAACUUCAUUGCGCUGGCAACUGGAGAAAGAGGAUAUGGAUACAAAGGAAGCAAAUUUCAUCGUGUGAUCAAAGACUUCAUGAUUCAAGGAGGAGACUUUACAGCCGGAGAUGGAUCAGGAGGAAGAAGCAUCUAUGGAGAAAGGUUUCCAGAUGAGAACUUCAAGCUCAAACACUAUGGAAUAGGAUGGGUUAGCAUGGCUAAUUCUGGCCCAGACACCAACGGGUCCCAGUUCUUCAUCAGUGUGACAAAGCCUUCUUGGUUAGAUGGAAAACAUGUAGUAUUUGGCAAAGUCCUUGAUGGAAUGUCAGUGGUGCACUUGAUAGAACUCCAGCAGACAGAUGAACAUGACCGGCCUCUUCAAGACUGUGUGAUUGUGAACAGCGGCAAAAUAACUGUUAAAGAACCAUUUGUGGUUGAAGUAGGUGACUGGUGAGGCCAGCAGUCAGAAUGGAAAAUAAAAAUCACUUCUUUAAGGCCUGUUUUGAACUGAUCACAACUAUCCAUUGAGUUUUCUCCUAAGAAUAUAAGGGGAUAUAUUUAAACAGUACUUAUUGUUUGCCAAAUAUCUACAUGAUGUAACCACUUCUGUUGUAACAACUUGAUGGAACUAUCACUUCUUGAAAUCAAAGACAGUCCACUAAAUUCUAGAUCUUUCACAAAAACAUUUAUUACUUCAGUUUUCCAUGAUUUGAAAGGCAGUGGUCUUUUUCUCGAUGGAAAAUUUUGCAGUAUUUGUUUUCACCUUUUCAAUUUAAAAUACUGUUUUCUGUAACAGAGCAUUUUUUAAAAAGAAAAAAAAAAAGCAAAAUACAUAAAUGUUUUGAAUAAAGUUUUAUUUCAAAUAAA